UGGGUGUGUGUGUGUGUGUUGUAGAAUUAUAUAAAACCAACAUUGAGGAGGAAACCCAAUGAAACAAUGAAUAUCAAGACCACCUUCUGUUUUACGUUGAUUUACGGACUUUUGGUGUUUGGAGUGGUGUAUUUUGUUAUGCGUAGAGAUGACAAUUUACUCCUGGCACAACGACACAAAACAUUGUCUGGUGUAAUAACCGUGAGUGGAAGUAGGCCUACUGCACGCAAGAACAUCACAAUGCAGAGACCAACCAAAAAACAAAAUAAAACCAUCGAUUUAACCACAGUGGAACCAGUCGUCAAUCCUCAUCGUUUCGAGUUUACAAUACACAACCAAGCUGCCUGCUUCAACAGGAACAACUCACACGGAGAACUCUUCUUGGUUUUGCUCGUCAAAUGUGCAACUUUCGAGAAGUUGGACCGAGAGCAAAUCCGGAAAACUUGGGGAGGUGUCAAGGAGGUUCUCGGUAGACGAGUCCUGACGAUGUUUCUUCUAGGGGAGUCAACGGACCCCAUCAUUCGGAGACAAAUUCAAGAGGAAAACCGUGAAUUCCAUGAUCUUAUCCAAGAAGACUUCAUCGAUGCGUACACAAAUCUGACUUACAAAAACAUGAUGGGACUGAAGUGGGUCUCGAUGUACUGCCAUCAAACCAGCUUUGUAUUCAGUGUAGAUGCUGACAUGAUGAUUAACAUUGUAACACUGGUGAAACGUCUGUCCAAAAUGCCCAAGACUAACUUUGCAGAAGGACAUCUUAGGACAAAUGUCAUCGUAGAAAGAGGAAACAAAUCCAAGUGGUACAUCCCAAAGGAGGUUUACGCUCCUAAAAGGUAUCCACCUUUUCUUAAUGGCGCUUGCUACGCAAUGUCUCGAGAUGUAGCUGUGCGUGUCUUUGACAAGAGUAAGUAUGUUCCGUUCCUUCGUCUCGAUGAUGCAUUUGUAGGAAUAACUAUGAACAAAACCGGCAUCAUUCUGCGAUUUUCUCCGAUGUACGAGCAAUAUUCGAAGAAGUACUCUGAGGCGAUGAAAAAGGGUAUUGGAGUUGGAAUACUUCACAACAGACAUCGUCUCAAUGAUAAAAUGUUGAGCCUUUGGCAUAAACUAGUUGGAUCGCAAAUUUAGGACAUGUCAUACUAUAUGACGGCCUUGUGACCAAUAUUUACGACAUGGAGUCCUGUGAUUAAGUCGUGAACUUUGUCAGUGUCGUCAGUUUGUAUGACUUGGGGUCAAAGUGAGUGUCGUCAAUAUUCAGGACUUGAGGCACAAGUCAUGAAAUUGGUCGUAAUAAUGGCGUCAAUAUUCACGAGUUGAGGCUCAAGUCCUGACUUUUGUCGUAAAUACUGGAGUCAAUGUUUAUGACUAAAGACACGGAACCCUGAAACAGAGUGUGGCUUUUAUUUAUAAAAUACGUUUAAUACUUUUAAUUAGUCCUGUCACUAUAGACUUAAAUGAUGUAUCGUACGUACGGCGAAACGCUAGUCCAGCAGUCCGCAGAGAAGCGUUAAGCCCGGUUCAUACUUCCUUCCUGCGAAUUCAUAGAGCGAAGCGAAUGUUGACAUCAAAUUCACGUCAAAUUCGCAUUCGCAGGAAGUAUGAACCGGUCUUUACCGCGGUAUUUCUUAUAUAUAGGUUUUCUCGGUCAAUUUCGGAAAAUGUGCAGCCAAUUUAAUUUUCAUGCAUUCGAAUUAAAGCUAU
This is a messenger RNA of Asterias rubens (European starfish), 1695 nucleotides long. Its product is annotated as beta-1,3-galactosyltransferase 5-like. The record is from RefSeq and is a predicted model, not a curated record. Gene Ontology annotation, cellular component: membrane. Gene Ontology annotation, molecular function: hexosyltransferase activity. The coding region runs from base 67 to 1122 and encodes 351 amino acids. The transcript has a single exon. NCBI's taxonomy places the organism in Eukaryota, Metazoa, Echinodermata, Asteroidea, Forcipulatida, Asteriidae.